Molecule: messenger RNA, 5159 nt
Organism: Cuscuta epithymum
Lineage: Eukaryota; Viridiplantae; Streptophyta; Magnoliopsida; Solanales; Convolvulaceae
Source: the annotation of a GenBank genome assembly
GUUGUACGAAUGAUUCCGUGUGGACGUAAGCUUUUUCUGCUGUUUUUUGAGAGAGAAAAUAUGUUCUGAUCCCACAACCUGCAAAAGGGUAUCAGCUAUAACACGCAGGAUUUAAGAACAGUUCCUAGUCCGGGAAUCAAGAGAAGGAGGGAGAGAAAGGGAAACAAAAAAACAAAAAACAAAAGAACUCAUCCGAGGAGAGGAAACAGAGAAAUAAAGGGCAAAGAUGGGUCUUUUUUCUUUACCCCCAAUACCCUUCUCUCUGCGUAUCUAUAUGAUGAUGACAGCUUUUGUUGAAAGGUCGGUUUCUUUUAAAUUUUAUGACGAAAAGCAAAGAGAAAUAGUGGUAGUAGUAGGGAGCAAUUGAUGAAAACUGAAAAGUCCGACCACUCAUGCUUCGGUCCGCGUGCUUUUGAUGCAAGGAUGACCCGACCCAUUUCCCUUUUUCAAUGCCCUUUUCCUGUUUUCACCAGUUUGUUGAUAGAUUCUCAUUAGAGAGCAGAGAAGCCCCACUUAGGUUAUUUUCUCUUUCUCUUUGCAGACCCCUUUUUGCAGGGGCGUGUUUGUUUGUUUGUUCCUUGGUCUUGGAUCUUUUGAACGCAUGCUCUUCAUGUCCAAUCAGAUCCUCUGAGGUGUUCUUUCCCUCAUUUUUCUCUCCUUUCAUCCAAAAAAUAAUAAUGCAAAACUCAGCAGACAAUGGACGGUCUUGGGAAGGAAAAGUUGUGACCUUUUUAAUGGGGGGCUUAGGAGGCUGAGGGAUUGAAGUAAAAAGAGUGGGAAUAGGGAAAAGGAAGAGUCUUUAGUCUAAAAAAUGGGUUCUCUUGGAGGGCAGUCAACACUUGUUGAAGAAAUGAAACUGUUGAAAGAAAUGCAGGAUCACAGUGGGUUGAAGAAGAAGAAACGCAUAAUAAAUUCAGAGCUAUGGCAUGCAUGUGCUGGGCCUUUGGCCGCUUUGCCUCAGGUUGGGAGCCUUGUCUACUACUUCCCACAAGGACACAGUGAGCAGGUUGCAGUUUCCACUAAUAGAGCAGCAACAUCACAAAUUCCUAAUUACCCGAAUCUUCCAUCUCAGCUGUUGUGUCAAGUUCACAAUGUUACACUGCAUGCUGAUAAAGAAACAGACGAGAUCUAUGCCCAGAUGAGCCUUCAACCUGUGAACUCUGAAAAAGAUGUGUUCCCAAUUCCGGAUUUUUGUUUGAAACCAAGCAAGCAUCCGGCAGAGUUCUUCUGCAAGACAUUGACUGCUAGUGACACAAGUACACAUGGUGGCUUCUCCGUUCCAAGACGAGCAGCUGAGAAAUUAUUUCCUUUAUUGGAUUACUCAAUGCAACCUCCAACUCAGGAGCUUGUUGUUCGAGACUUGCAUGAUAAUACCUGGACUUUUCGUCACAUAUACCGUGGGCAGCCUAAAAGGCACCUUCUUACAACAGGUUGGAGCAUGUUUGUCGGCGCAAAGCGGCUUAGGGCUGGUGAUUCUGUUCUGUUUAUCAGGGACGAAAGGUCUCAACUGUUAGUUGGGGUGAGGCGUGCAAAUCGUCAGCAAACGACAUUGCCCUCAUCAGUUCUGUCUGCUGAUAGUAUGCACAUUGGUGUUCUUGCUGCUGCUGCCCAUGCUGCUUCCAACAGAACUCCUUUCACAAUCUUUUACAAUCCUAGAGCCUGCCCUUCAAAUUUUGUUAUACCGUUGGCCAAUUACCGGAAAUCCUUGUAUGGAGCACACUUAUCCCCUGGUAUGAGGUUCGGUAUGAUGUUUGAAACGGAGGAAUCUGGAAAACGCAGGUAUAUGGGCACAAUUAUAGGUUUAAGUGACAUAGACCCAUUGAGAUGGCCCGGCUCCAAAUGGCGCUGCCUUCAGGUGGAGUGGGACGAGCAGGGAUCAGGUGAUAAACAGAAUAGAGUCAGUCCUUGGGAAGUAGAGACACCCGAAAGUCUCUUCAUUUUCCCAUCCCUCACUUCUGGUCUCAAACGAUCUUUUCAGUCUUCUUUUCUUGGAACGCAAACCGAAUGGAACAGUUUGGUCAACCGACCAUUUAUCCGAGGUCCUGAAACCAUAUGUGGGGAUAUUCAGUUCCCUUCGAUCUCAAAUACAUGGUCUGAUCAAGUAAUGAAAAUGCUAUUAAGGCCCCAAGAAACAAUGGCUCAAGAAGAGACUACUCUUAUCAAGUCAACCAUGAAGCAUAAACCCGAGGAAGCAAUUACUAUGGAAGAGACUUCAUCUAUUCAGAGCGAAAGUAACAACAGUAUAGUCAAUGAACCCAUAGUUCCUUUGCAGCAAAAUGACAUGGCAAAACCAGAAACUACUAUAGUGACCCCAUCAGACCAGCUUAGUCAUUUUCAGUCUUUUGGUCACUGCGAUGAAGAAAAACUACCACCCUUUACUCCCACUAAUGCUGCAAAUGAUCAAGGAGGAAGCCCAUGGGCCCUACCACCACAAUUUGACGACCCGGAGUGCUUUCUACAAUGCCCUGGGGAUACCAGGGAAUGGAAUUCAUAUCUCCCUCCCACGGGUCAAGAAUUGUGGGAUAGUCAGUUGAAUGAUUAUAGUUGUCUUAAUUUUGACGGUAGUAACAAUGGAAGUGCUGUGAUUGACCAUUCCGUUUCGAGCGUGGUUCUGAAUGAAUUCUGCAACUUGAGAAAUGGCGGACUACAAAAUCCAGCAGAACUAUUAGUGGGAAACUUCACUUCAAGUCAGGAUGUACAAUCCCAGAUUACUUCAUUACAAGAUUUUGCUGACAACUCGGGUGGCGCAUCCUCCAGCAAUGCGGAGUUUGAUGAGAGUGGUCUUUUGCAAAACAGAUCAUGGCAUCAGUUGGGACCCCCACCACCACGUGUACGCACAUACACAAAGAUUCAAAAGGCGGGAUCUGUAGGAAGAUCAAUUGACGUGUCCAGUUUUAGUAAUUAUUAUGAACUGCGUUUGGAAAUCGAAAGGAUGUUUGGACUUGAGGGGCUGCUAAAUGAGUCGAAAGGCUCUGACUGGAAAUUGGUCUACGUGGAUUUUGAGAAUGAUGUUCUUCUCGUUGGUGAUGACCCCUGGGAAGAAUUUGUGGGCUGUGUGCGGUGCAUAAGAAUACUUUCGCCAUCUGAAGUUCAGCAGAUGGGGGAGGAAGGAAUGCAGCUUCUCAACGCCAAUGCUAUGCAACAAGCCGGUCGUGUCUCUUCACUCUGAUCCAUUUGUUGCCUAUCAAGGGAAAUGAAAGAUCAGUUCUUUCCUUUUUUUCACCUGACUUAGCUGAACCAUUGUUGUACCAUUUAGCUGUCAAAUCUGUAUUCUAGCAAUUGUCAAAUAUUUGUAAGAAUUGCUCUUUUGAUCCAAGUAUUUACAUUUGGGUAGUUGUUUGGUAGAUCCUGUUUUGAAGUAUUUCAACUUAUCAACAUUAUGCUCGUUAAAUUUGUUAAUAAAUAAUAAUGAAAAUAUAUGGAUAAAGACAUUUACCCAUUUUGGCUUCAAUUAUCAUUUCAACUUUAUACUUUUUUCUAUCUAUCGGAAUUCCAUCAACUUCAACCAAACUCACCACCCAAACAACAUUAAUUGUGUUUUAUUACUUCGUAUUUCAUUGAAUGCCUGAAACAUUACAAGUUUAGUUCUAUAUACGAAGUAUAAUGGUUCUUUCCGGGACGUGUAAAUGUAUUCGGAUCCACCUUGACCCAUGCAGCAAUCAGUGGGUCUGUCAGACCCAAUAGGCUAAACCCAUCACAAUGGAUCUCCAUAAAUUCUCUAAAAUAUGAAGAAAAAAUGGAAUUGUUGCAUUGUUCUAAACUCUGACCGGUUUUUGAAGCACAGCAGACAGAUAAACCUCGGACUUCCCAGAACCGUUGAUCUUCUCACCCACAACCCACUUCAACUUCUUGUACCCGAACCUUUCAACCAAACGGGUCAACCCAUUCUUUUUCUCUUCACUAGAGCAGAAGAAAUUAUCAACCCAAAGUAAUCCGCCGGCCCUCAGAAUCCGAUCAACGUCAAACAUCAAGAACUCCAAUUUCUCCGGUCGGCCGCCGACGUCCAAUCCAUUGCCGGCCCGGAUCAGAUCAAACACGUUAUCCUGGAACGGGAACCGUUGAUCCAGGCUAGAGUAAAGGGGGAAAAGUCCUCUGGAAGCAAUGAAAUCGCUGAACGGAGCGUCAACGUUGAGAGUUGAGGUCACGACGGUCAAACCCACCUCCGCCAUUAUCGCGGCAAAAGUUCCCGAGCCACCGCCGAUGUCGAACCCGACCCGGAUAACACUGUUACGGUUCUUCGCCAUCUCCAGCACAUCAUCAAUCAGGAAAUCGGUCUUCCCUCUGGGUUUAACGUACUUCAGAGUCUCAUAACCUUUGACUAAAUCGAAACAGCCGCCGCAAUCCCUGUUCAGCUUUUUGGAAUUCAAACAGGAGAGGCUUUUGCAUGAAAGGCCACUCCAAGUUAGACCCUUUUCUGGGUUUUCAGUUAUGUUCUUCUUCCAAACCCAGAGAGAAGCAGGAAAAGGUUGCAAACCCAACUUAGGGGUGAUCCUGGAAAGACACCUUCUCCUUGGUAAAGGCUCACAUCCCUUGAGAAUCAGAUCCUGACCAAGACUCCAGUCGUCCGGGCAGUGCCCGUUGACUUUAUAGGUCAUGAACUUAGUCAGCAAAUCGGCAGAUUUGUGACAAGAAUGAGCGACGGAGGCCACCAUUUCAGUGAUCCCAGUCCUUGAGUCUUUCCCUAGAGGGAGUGGGUGGGGAAGAAGGAAGGUUUUCAGUUCAUCUGAGACGUUUGAUCUGGAAAGAUCGAGGCUUUCAUAGCCCAGGAGCUCUUUCUGCAUCUGUGAGAGCUUCCUCUGAGAGAAAUCAAUCUCUCCAAGGAUCAAGGAGAGCUGUUGAGAGACUAUAGAGAUAUCUUCAUUGUUGUGAUGGGUCUUUGGGAAGUAAGUGAAAGCGAAGAGAGCAAAGAUGUUUGUUGUGAUUACUGAGAAGAGGAUAAACAGAUUCAGAGCGGAGGAACAGAGUGAAGACCUUCUGAAUCUCGCCGUUCCGGUUCCAGUUUUGAGAGAGACGGAGCCCAUCUCCUUCACUCUCUGUUCUUUACCAGCGAAGGCAGAGUGCGUGGAUGGCAAACAAAGGAGGGAAGAGCUGGAGUUGGAAUAAUGAAAGUUGGAGAUUCAAUCAUUGUCGGUGGAUCCCAGUGAAGGUUACCAUCACUU